Lobosporangium transversale is the source of this 1075-nucleotide messenger RNA. Its product is annotated as autophagy protein 5. Gene Ontology annotation, cellular component: Atg12-Atg5-Atg16 complex; cytoplasm; phagophore assembly site membrane. The record is from RefSeq and is a predicted model, not a curated record. The transcript is spliced from 6 exons. NCBI's taxonomy places the organism in Eukaryota, Fungi, Mortierellomycota, Mortierellomycetes, Mortierellales, Mortierellaceae. The coding region runs from base 65 to 985 and encodes 306 amino acids. Gene Ontology annotation, biological process: autophagy of mitochondrion; autophagosome assembly; cellular response to nitrogen starvation.
UUUUUUUUGAAUCACAUCUCGCUCCAACAAAACCUGCUCAUUUUUCUACUCAGGACUUGACUUGAUGCCUCCUCAACCAGACAAAGGAAAAACACCAGCUACUGCAUCGUCCUCUACAUCAGCAACACAAGCUCCAUAUAAUCCCAUUGCAAGGGUCAUCUGGGAUGGAUCCAUACCCAUCCAAUUUUCUUGGGACAAGGCUGAGGCCGCAGCAGUAGGGUCCAAUGCUGUCGAAUCAUUCUUUUAUGAAGCACCAAGAUGUUCCUAUUUUUCACUCCUCACCACCCAUGUCAGAAAGCAUUUUGUGGAUAUGGCAUUACAUUUUAUUGGGGAUGAUGCUGAAGUCUGGUACGACUACGAAGGCAUUCCAUUGAAGUGGCAUUAUCCAAUUGGACUUUUGUACGACAUUCAUGGACUUCAGGCAUCUGGAGGCAAUGCUACAAAAGGAUCAUUGUUGCCAUGGAAGAUCACAGUGCAUUUUCAGAACUUUCCUGCAGAUAAAUUAAUCAAGAGCCAGGCUAUUGACAGCUGUCAGGAUUACUUUAUGUCCAUGAUCAAGGAAGCCGAUUAUCUACGUAAUGGAUCCACCAAAAAAGUCAUGAAUAUGUCAAAAUCGGAUCAAACGCAGCUGUGGGAUGGAUUGUGGUCAAACAACUAUGAUCGGUUUUGGGGUAUGAAUCAUAAACUUGUGAUGAACGAUGGUGUAAUGCCCAGGAAUCUUCCUAUUAGGAUAUACUUGCCAGAAAACUGUCCCGUUAUUCAGGAACCAAUCUCGCCUGUAGAUGAAAACAAUCAACCAAAGUCACUGCGAAGGAUCCUUUAUCAAUCAUUGCCAGAUCUUUUUCCUUUGGUGGAAACAGGACCGCCAGUAGCGACGGCAAUGAUUCACGGUAUCACCCCUAGUUUAGAGACGAGCGCACUCUGGGCAGCACAAAAUAUGUCAUACCCCGACAACUUUCUGCACCUGGUUAUUAUUAUCAAAUAAGAAAAUACACACUUUGCGUAUUUGUUAUGAAAUGGAGAGACGCUAUCGUCUUCAUUAAAUAAUAAAAAUCGCGCUUUAAUAAGCCUCAGG